CUCAUGCGAUCAGCUGAGUUAUUGCUCCUCCCAUCCCUGAAGUGAAUCACACCGCAGUUCAAGAGCGCAGCAGACAUGGCUAUGCUCACAACACAGACUCAAACUGAUGUGAUCGACGCAGAAUAUGAGGACUACCUCUGCCCCGUGUGUCUGGAGAUAUUUAUCUCUCCGAUGACCACAACCUGCGGACAUACAUUCUGUGAAAGCUGUCUUAAGGAGUGCUUGCGGCCUCAGAAACCUGUGUGUGCGGUCUGCAGGUCCGAUCUGCACAAGUGGAAAAAAGCAGAUCAUUUACAAGAUGAGAUGAAAAGAGCAAUCGGAAAGUGCAAAGGCUGUAAAAAUGAGGUUCUUUUGUCUGACAUGAGAAGCCACACAGUGGCUUGCUCUAAAUAUCAAGACUUUAUCAAAGAAGGGAUGGAAGCCAUUUCAAAGAACCAGCCUUCAUUUGUCAGUUCAGUGCCGAACCGUUACACGUUCACCUGUCCCUACUGUAACAAACAGAACUUUGACCAGGAUGGUCUGGUGGAGCACUGCACCUCAAAGCAUGCACACGACCCACGUCCAGUGGUGUGUCCGAUAUGUGCCUCAAUGCCCUGGGGUGACCCUAAUUACAGGAGCGCUGACUUCUUUCAACACCUAAGAAUAAGACAUGCGUUUGCCUAUGACACUUUUGUGGAUUAUGGUACAGACGAGCAAGCCAUGAUCCAGGAAGCUCUACAGCGCUCUCUCUUGGAAAACUGAUGUGAGGGACAUAUGGAUCCCCAGCUGAACUUAACAUAACCAAAAGAUGAACAAACUACAUUGGGAUUCAGGGCUAGUCUGACAUAUUUUUUUUCCCUAAUGUUAGUCAUGCUAAAGUCCCUAUUGGUAUAUUUUGGGUGAUUUCAUAUAUUCAUAUAUAAAAUAUUUGCAUAUACGUUCGUAUCUGUAAAAAUACAUAGUCUGCCCAUCUAUAACUAAUUCAAAUUAUAUAACAGAUUUGUGUUUAUAUAGUAUAGUUUGUGAAGCAGAUUGUCAGAUUGUGUGACACUGGCACAGAGCAGUCUGAUAUACGAGCUAUAUUUGAGAUAUAUGUCAGUUGCUUCUAGUGUAGAAAAUAUUGAUAUUGAAUCAUUAGGUGAUUCUUUUGAUCUUAAGAGUGACAUCUGAUUCAGAGACAAUUUAGAGGAAGCAAAGGAAUAAGCUUUUUCAGGCUGUGUGUUUUUUGUAUUGUUUUGUUCUUUUAAGAGGCCUUGGAGUUGUGUUUCACGUUGAGAUGAGUGUUGUGCUAUGCAGUGAAAUGAGUGUGUUCACACCAGUAGGGGGCAUUAUUGUAUCAUUAGUCCACCAUAUCAUCUCUGGACUCUCUGACCUAAGCAGAGUCCAGGGCUUGAUCUGACUUAUCAAGAGGUAUCUGCCCUUGAAAUUAUAGUUCACCUAAAAAUAAAAGUCCUGUCGUUAUUUACAUACACUCUUGUUGUUCCAAACUGGUAUGAAUUUCAGUACCAUGUGAACACAGACAAAUAUGUGUACGGAGUUGUUUUGAACCACACUGACUUUCAGUAUAUAGAUAAUAACAGUUCAAAAUAUCUUCUUCUGUGUUUCACAUGAGAAAGAAUCAUUCAGGUUCAGAAAGACACAAGGGUAACUAGAUGAUGAGAGAGUUUCUGUUUUGGGUGAGCUACUUCUUUAAGCUCCAAAUGCAUUUAUGUAACUCAGUAGAGGGGUUUUGCACUCUUAUUUUGUAUUUAUCUGUUUGUUAAUAGCAUACAUAGCAGUCAAACUGUACAUUGCUGUUUUAUUAUAUGGUAACGUUAGUCCAUUUAAUUGGCAUUAGUUUGAAAUCUUGCAAUCUAUUGAACAAAAGUGUAAUGCAAGUCAAACUUGUGUUGCAUGCUGUUUGACUCAGAUUUCACCACUGUGAUGAUAUAUCAUAUCCUGCGCCUAUUUCAUUCAUGCACUGUUAUUAUCGGUGAUGAUUCAUUGGCCUGUAUGUUCCUUGGGUGAAUUGGUUGUGUAUAGUUAAUAAACUUUUUCUCAAAA
This is a messenger RNA of Carassius carassius (crucian carp), 2022 nucleotides long. RefSeq names its product ring finger protein 114 (gene rnf114). The transcript is spliced from 6 exons. The record is from RefSeq and is a predicted model, not a curated record. Gene Ontology annotation, molecular function: ubiquitin protein ligase activity. The coding region runs from base 76 to 741 and encodes 221 amino acids. Gene Ontology annotation, biological process: protein polyubiquitination; ubiquitin-dependent protein catabolic process. NCBI's taxonomy places the organism in Eukaryota, Metazoa, Chordata, Actinopteri, Cypriniformes, Cyprinidae.